Molecule: messenger RNA, 1075 nt
Organism: Colletotrichum godetiae
Lineage: Eukaryota; Fungi; Ascomycota; Sordariomycetes; Glomerellales; Glomerellaceae
Product: Pfs, NACHT and WD domain protein
Exons: 2
Coding region: 49-852 (267 amino acids)
Biological process (GO): nucleoside metabolic process
Molecular function (GO): catalytic activity
Source: RefSeq, a predicted model, not a curated record
GAGCUUGAUCGCUACCUCUACACAGUGGCAUGGAUUGCUCCCCUCUACAUGGAGGCCAAGGCAGCCUUGCUUAUGCUGGAUCAGAAGCAUGACGGACGGUUUGGAGUGUCUCGGGGCGAUGAUUACGUGUUCCAUGCGGGCAGCAUGUGCGGGCACAAUAUUAUCAUCGCUACAUUACCCGCUGGCCAGGAGUAUGGCACUGGGUCAGCAGCAGCUCUCGCUAGCCAAGUGCGGAAGUUCUUUCCGAAUCUCUGGUUCGGGCUACUUGUUGGCGUUGCUGCUGGACUACCAAAUCUCUCCUGUCAGCCACCUCGAGACAUCAGGCUCGGAGACGUACUGGUCGCUUUACCUGAUGACAACACUGCCGGCUUGGUGGCAUAUUACUUAGGGAAGAACACGGGCGACGGCAGCUUCCAACCUCUGCGUCUCGGGCACGUUCUUGCUGAAACCGAAACGAUCGUCAGGUCUGCAAUUGGGAAGAUCCGGCUCAACGCUGUCAAUGAUGCCGAGUCGUUUCUUUCCUAUUACCAGCAAAUAAUAGGAAGGAGCCAUGGCGGUAACGAAUUCGAAGACUCUGGCCAAAAAUAUGAUGUACUCCACGAGUUCAAUGAGCACGGGAUUAAGUGCAGAGUCGAGAGGAAGUCUCGGUCACAUCAGGAACGCACCAGGGUUUGGUAUGGCCCAAUAGGCUCAGGCGAAAAGCUGAUGAGAAACUCUCAACAGAGAGAUGAGCUCAGGGACAGAUUCAACAUCAUAGGACUUGAGAUGGAAGCGGCUGGCACGAUGAAUCGUAUACCUGUUGGUGUCAUUCGUGGCGUUUGCGAUUAUGGGGACGAGCACAAAAACAAGUAAUGGCAACCGUACGCUGCCGCUAUGGCAGCAGCAUACGCGAAGGCCGUUCUCCAAGAAAUACUUCCCAGCACGCCAGAUGCGGUGUUCUUUUCUCAUGUCGGCGAUAUUCCGAAUGACUCGAACAGAGGUAGUGAUGCAAUACAACAAGACCAUUUUUUGAGCCGACAUUUCAGUUCCAUGCAGGCUGGAUCUGCAAAAAGACAUCAUAUUAACGACGACGAGC